Molecule: messenger RNA, 2887 nt
Organism: Labrus mixtus (cuckoo wrasse)
Lineage: Eukaryota; Metazoa; Chordata; Actinopteri; Labriformes; Labridae
Product: E3 ubiquitin-protein ligase TRIM39-like
Exons: 2
Coding region: 163-1800 (545 amino acids)
Molecular function (GO): zinc ion binding; protein binding
Source: RefSeq, a predicted model, not a curated record
GAGGCGGAGCAACACAGAAAAGUGUUUCGGUGUCAUACUUGAGGAAAUGAAAGUGACAGAACUUCACCGCUGAAGAAGAACAACGUCUGUUUGUAUCUGAAACAAGGUCGUUUCAUCAACUCCUUUACCUGUCUGACGUCACGAAGUCGCAUCCGCACAGAAAUGUCUGCCGCCAGCUGCAUGCUAUCUGAGGAGCAGUUUCUGUGCUCCAUCUGUCUGGAUGUGUUCACUGAUCCAGUCUCCAUACCAUGUGGACACAACUUCUGCAAGAGCUGCAUCACUCAUCACUGGGAUGUUAAUGACCAGUGUGAGUGUCCCAUGUGUAAAGAUGUGUUUGAAAAACGUCCUCAGCUUCGAGUCAACACGUUCAUAUCAGAGAUGGCUGCUCAGUUCAGACAGUCGGCUGUGAAGAAAAGCAGCAGAAUGUCUCUGAAGAAAAACACCAACUCUGGAGAAGUUCUGUGUGACGUCUGCACUGAAUCCAAACUGAAGGCUCUAAAGUCCUGCCUGGUGUGUCUGACCUCCUACUGUGAGACUCACCUGGAGAUUCAUCAGAACAUAACAGGUCCGACAAAGCAUGAGCUGGUCGAUCCUGUGGAGAACCUGCAGGACAGAAUGUGUAAAAGUCACAGCAGACCUCUGGAGAUGUUCUGCAAGACGGAUCAGAUGUGUGUGUGUCUCAGCUGCACUGAAUCAAAUCACAAGCUUCACUGUAUUGUUCCCUUGAUGGAGCAAUUUGAAAAGAAGAAGGCUGAGCUGAGUGAGAUGGAGACUGAAAUUCAGAAAAUGAUCAAGGAGAGACAUCUGAAGAUUCAGGAGAUGAAGGAUUCAGUGGAGCUCAGCAGGGCAGAUACUGACCGGGAGAAAUCAGACAGCGUGCAGGUCUUCACAGCUCUGAUCCGGUCUGUCGAGGAAGGCCUGGCUCAGCUUCUUGACUUACUUGAGGAGAAGCAGAAAACAACAGAGGAGAAGGCUGAAGGCUUCAUCAAAGAGCUGGAAGAUGAAAUCUCUGAGCUGAUGAAGAGAAACACUGAAGUGGAGCAGCUCUUAAGCACUGAAGACCACCUCCAGUUCCUCCAAAACCUCCCAUCCCUGAACCCUGAUCACCCACCCACUGAAGACUGGACGAAGGUCAGAGUUCACUCAUCGUAUGAGGGGAUGGUGAGGAGUGCUGUGGCUCAGCUGGAGGAGAAACUCAGUGAAGAGGUGAAGAAUCAGCUUGAGUCUGAGCUGAGGAGGAUCCAGCAGUAUGCAGUGGACGUCACUCUGGAUCCUGAUACUGCAUAUUCAUUUCUCAUUCUGUCUGAUGACGGGAAACAAGUAUAUUAUGGUAAAAGACAGAAUCGCCUACACAACCCAGAGAGAUUUUCUAUGAGUGGUUGUGUUUUAGGAAAGCAGAGUUUUUCUGCAGGAACGUUUUAUUUUGAGGUUCAGGUUAAAAAUAAAAGUAUAUGGGAAUUAGGAGUGGCCCGAGGAUCAAUUAACAGGAAGGAACAAAUCUCACCAGAACUAGAGACAGGCCCUUGGAUUCUGUUGUUGAGGAAUGGAAGUGAGUACACAGCUCUCACUGCGUACUCUCCCCUUCUCUCUCUGAAGUCGAAGCCUCAGAAGGUGGGCGUGUUUGUGGAUUACGAGGAGGGUGUGGUCUCUUUCUAUGAUGUAGAUGCAGCAGCUCUCAUCUACUCCUUCACCGGCUGUAACUUCACUGAGAAACUGUACCCAUACUUUCGUCCCUGCAAAUAUAACUCAGGGAACAACUAUGCCCCUCUGAUCAUCACUCCUGUGAGCCAAACACAGUAAAUAAAUCAUUAAAUGAUCUCAGUGUGAGAUAAGCUUUGUGUUGGUGGUGAAGCAGAGAGCACCAUUAAAACAUCUGCCCAUAGAUGAUGUAUUGAUUUGAGAUCUAGUGAAUCCAACUAAAUUAUGGAAUGUGUCAGGGCUACGUGAUUGUGACGGCCCUAUGACCUUUUAGGUUGUGCCUUCUCUUCUCUUGUAUUGCAGGUACAUGUAAUUGGUCGUCCCCUGCUGCUCACUUACAAAACAGCCACAAAAACGGUUCCUCCUUACCUAAACUCUAUAAUCCAGGUCUACACUCCCUCCAGCCCACUACACUCUGCUAAUGAAAGGCGUCUGAUCUAACCUUCACAACAGGGUCCUAAGUCUGUAGCUAGAUACUUCUUCUCUGUCGCCCCCCGGUGGUGGAACAAACUACCAAACUCCAUUCGCUCUGCAGAGUCCCUUUGCAUCUUUAAGAAAAAGCUAAAGACCCAGCUCUUUAUGAAAACAUACAACAUUUAUGAUGAUGAUGAUAUUUAGGAUUGUUUUGAUGCUCAUUAGAACUCUCAAGAACAGCUGUCAAUGUUGUGCUCUGACUCUGGUCACUUCCUGUCAGCACCUGUGCUCUGUCUCUGGUCACUUCCUGUCAGCACCUGUGCUCUGUCUCUGGUCACUUCCUGUCAGCACCUGUGCUCUGUCUCUGGUCACUUCCUGUCAGCACCUGUGCUCUGUCUCUGGUCACUUCCUGUGGGCACCUGUGCCCUGCCUCUGGUCACUUCCUGUCAGCACCAGUGUGUGCCAGUGAUGACAAUAACUAAUCAGUACUGUUUAUUUUUAUUUUUUUUAACCAGGCUGUAAACAUGUUAAUCUGUGCUGUGAAAACAGGCUCUUUUGAAUGGGUGUGUAUGUGACUUCCUGUGCUUCUGCAGCCAGCCUCUAGUGGACACUUGAGGAACUGCAGGAUUUUACACUUCAGCGUUGGCCUCAUUUUUACACCCUGGAGGUUGCUGCUUUGUUCACACCUUAUUUUGUUUGGCCUAGUUCUUCUAAUUUGGUUUGUAUGGUUUUUCUUUGUUGGAUAAAAUAAAAAUCCACCUUUUCUUUAAAAUGA